Molecule: messenger RNA, 399 nt
Organism: Anisakis simplex (herring worm)
Lineage: Eukaryota; Metazoa; Nematoda; Chromadorea; Rhabditida; Anisakidae
Source: the annotation of a GenBank genome assembly
GGUUCACCGAACUGUCGCCGCCUAUCAUUGGGUAUUACGACGUCAUGUGAGGAUGAAUGGGGUCCACGUUGUGUGACCACCAGAAUAGUGCAAUGGACUUCAGCCCAGGUGGAACUGAAAUGCAUUAUUACACCAAAACAACAACCAUCCCGUAAAACAACCCCAAUAAUCGAAGCGUGGCCUGAUGAAGACAGCAUUGACGAACGUCCGAGUCUACAACUCUUCCCAAUGAUUACUGAUGAGAGUGAAUUGGGCUAUUUUUCGGCCAAUAUCACCUGUCAACCGUAUGGCCAAUGGACGAUAUCUUCACCAAACUCCAUACAGAUCCCAUCCGGAGUCGAAGACUUCACGUAUAUCAGUUGUGCACAGCAUGUACUUCGCGCUUUUCAGCUAGAUUAA